This is a messenger RNA of Didymodactylos carnosus, 627 nucleotides long. Lineage: Eukaryota; Metazoa; Rotifera; Eurotatoria; Philodinida; Philodinidae. The record is from the annotation of a GenBank genome assembly.
AUGUCCAUCACGGAGGAAAAAGCGUUAAAAUUGUGGGUGAUCAAAAUGAAAGCAACGGAUGAAGGAGCCAAGCUGGCACAGGAGCACAUUGAACUGAACAGAAAAGAAAUUGACGAAAUGAGUGUUGCACUCAUGCUCGGGAAACUGCUACGAGAGAUGGGUAAAUAUGAGCAGUCGUUGAAAUAUUUCCAAACUUUUUUGCAAGAUCCGCAAGACGAAGAUGUAGCACGAAUUUAUAAUAACAUUGAAAUUUGUCACAGGCUGAAAGGACACUACACAAAAGCACUAAAAAGUUUAGAACAUGCAUAUCAGUUGAUGAUAAAACACACACCACCAAGACUAAAAGAUUCAGCUAAUUCACUGUUAAAUAUGGGAAUUAUUUUUGGUGACCUAGGAGAGUACGAUAAAGCAUUUGAGCUGUAUUACAAACCAUUAGAGAUACAGGAAAAGUAUUUUGGCAAAGUACAUUUGGAAACAUCGAAAACUCUGAAUAACAUUGGCCUUGUCUAUGAUGAGAGGCAAGAUUAUACAAGGGCACUAGAUUACUACAGAAGUUGUCUUGAAAUUGAACAGAAACUACUGCCCAGUAAUCACAUUGAUAUUGCAACGAGCCUUAUGAAUAUUUGA